AUGCCAGAACGGUCAGACGUACAUUACUUCGGCGCUGGCCCGGCACCACUUCCAUCUGCAGUGCUCGAACGUGCUUCUCAAGCCUUGCUCAACUACAAAGGUCAAGGCGUUGGCAUAUGCGAGAUCUCGCAUCGAUCGGCGGACGCAAAUGAGAUACUUGCCGACGCAAAAGCAGCCCUCACGAGCUUGCUUGACAUACCUGAAGAUUACGAGAUCUUGUUUCUUCAAGGCGGAGGUAGCGGAGAGUUCAGUGCGGUCGUCUAUAACCUAGUCGGCGUCUGGGUUGAGAAGAGGCGUGCACAAGCCGAGAAGGACCUCAGCGCCUCUACCGAUGCCAAGGGUGAAGCACUUGAGCAGAAGAUAUUUGAGCGGGUUCAACGAGAAGUCAAAGAAGAACUUAGACUCGAUUACUUGGUCACAGGAUCUUGGUCACUCAAAGCUUCCCAAGAAGCAUCUCGACUCAUAGGUGCAGAGUAUGUGAAUGUUGCAGUCGACUCUCGCAAAGCCAAUAACGGCAAAUUCGGUGUGAUUCCGUCAGAGUCAGACUGGAAGCCUACACCAGGGAACAAGGCUGCGUUCACAUACUUCUGUGACAAUGAAACCGUUGACGGUGUAGAGUUUCCCCAAUUCCCAAAGAGCUUGGAAGGAGCAGAUGCCCCCUGGGUCGUUGCAGAUAUGUCAUCCAACUUCAUCAGCCGCAAGGUGGAUGUCAGCAAGUAUUCGGUCAUUUUCGGUGGUGCACAGAAGAAUGUCGGUAAUGCCGGGAUUACAAUAGUGAUUGUGAAAAAGUCGUUACUUCCACCGGCAUCACCUCAGGCCGCACCAGAAUUACUACGGAGGCUCAAUCUCCCCAUUGGUCCAAUUGUUUUCGACUGGCCGACUAUUGCCAAAAAUAAUUCGCUCUACAACACCUUGCCCAUAUUCGACGUCUGGAUUGCGGGCCAAGUCAUGUCUGACCUUGUAUCCACCUAUGGGGCAAAGAAGAUAGCGGGCCAAGGGGAAAUAUCUGCUGAGAAGGCAAACAUCAUAUAUGGCACGCUAGAACAGUACCCAAAUGUGUACAAGGUCGUUCCCGACAAAACAGUCCGUAGCAGGAUGAAUAUCUGCUUUCGAGUAAACGGGGGCGACGAAGAGAAAGAGAAGACUUUUCUUGCGGGUGCUCAGAAAAUCGGCCUGCUGGGCUUGAAGGGUCACCGAAGUGUUGGUGGCAUACGCGCAAGUAAUUACAAUGCCGUGUCACUGGACGGCGCUAAGAAGCUCGUUACCUACCUCGAGACGUACGCUACCGGUGCAUAA
Messenger RNA from Pseudovirgaria hyperparasitica, 1296 nucleotides. Its product is annotated as phosphoserine aminotransferase. The record is from RefSeq and is a predicted model, not a curated record. Gene Ontology annotation, biological process: L-serine biosynthetic process. The transcript has 2 exons. Gene Ontology annotation, molecular function: pyridoxal phosphate binding; O-phospho-L-serine:2-oxoglutarate transaminase activity. NCBI's taxonomy places the organism in Eukaryota, Fungi, Ascomycota, Dothideomycetes, Acrospermales, Acrospermaceae. Gene Ontology annotation, cellular component: cytoplasm. Bases 1 to 1296 code for a protein of 431 amino acids.